Messenger RNA from Branchiostoma floridae (Florida lancelet), 770 nucleotides. Its product is annotated as calponin homology domain-containing protein DDB_G0272472-like. The coding region runs from base 57 to 599 and encodes 180 amino acids. The transcript has 7 exons. The record is from RefSeq and is a predicted model, not a curated record. Lineage: Eukaryota; Metazoa; Chordata; Leptocardii; Amphioxiformes; Branchiostomatidae.
GUCGGGAGACGCCCCACAUUUUCGCAGCGAAGAUCUCGGUGCGAGGACGAGUCAUCAUGGUUGCGUUCCGCGCGGUAGUCCUGCUGUCCUUGGCGGCGUUGUGCACCUCUGCCGCCGUCAACAAGAAGAGGGAGAACGCCGUGGACGAACUGAAGGAACUCGAGCGCUCUCUUCAACAGCUUCUUGGCAAGAAGAAUGAGAAGGCCCAGCCGGAGGCUAAGAAGUCGCUGUCUCCGGAGGAAAAGGCGAAGAGGAUCCAAGAAAGGGCCCAAUUUCAGAAGGCUCGUGGUAUGGUCCAAAAAGCAAAUGAGGCCAUCGAGAAGAAGCGGUCCAUGAUGGCAGAAAAGGCUGGCAAGGAAAAGAAAUCCGAGGACAGUCAGUCCCGUCGCGAGAUGGCGAAGAACCUGCGUGAAAUGGACCUGAAGAGGGCAGCAAAUCUGAAGAGGCAGGCAGCAAAGGCGGAGAAGAGAAUGGCUGCUGAGAAGAAGCGUUCUGAGGCACCCAAGGCACCCAAGGAGAAGCGCGCGGCCUGGGCGGACAGCUACGGGUCAUACUACGACACCUACGAUGCCCUACUACGAGGACUACGCUUUCUGUGAUGACGGAUCCAUCAUCCCGGGGAGCUGGAUGUGUGAUGACAUGGUAGACUGCACGUGUGGAGAGGACGAGGAGCACUGCGCUGACGACGAUGGCGAGUUUUGGUGCUUUGACGGGUCGGAGAUCCCUUACAGCUGGGUGUGUGACAACUACACCGACUGCAUGGGUGGCGA